ACGUUAUGGUGGGUCUGUGAGUGACUGACUGCUGUGUUCCGCUGUGUUCAAGUGGCAUGUACAUCCACUACCAAUGGUCACACCUAUGCUGCAGACACUUUGAUUUCUUAAGUGACAGUGAUUUGCUACGGGUUGAUGCAGGAAAGGAAUGAAGACUACUUCCAUAACAAACAAAGACUUCAACUUGUUACAUUAUCAGAACAAAGGAGAUUGAAGAAUAUUUAUCACUAAGCAAAGAAAAAUCAUUUGUUUGUUUAUAUGAAUUGAUAAAACAGGUGAAGUGACAUAAUGAGUGAUUGGUCUCCUAUUGCUCUUUGCAGUAUGGCAGAUGUGAGUAGUUUAGUGAGUGAAGGGCAGAACAGCCAUAUUGUGGUGUGUACACAUUGUGAGUCUCGAGUCCUCUCCCCACAGUCUGCUACCCUCCUCAAAAAAUCUUAUCCGCUGCCAAUGCCAACACAACCAAAAAAUCAGCUUUCUACACUUACAGAGGAUCUCAGCGAGUGGUGGGUAGUAGACGACAUGUUCACAUUUGACAACAUUGGAUUCUCACACUCGGUUGGCAGCACAAAAUACCUGGUAUGUGCAGACUGUGAACGAGGACCUGUGGGUUGGCAUGACAACAAUACUAGGAAAAGCUAUGUAGCAUUGACAAGAGUGAAGCAUGCAUAGUUUGAAUGCUUUCUUGAAAUUGUAUAUUUUUGUUAAAAAUAUUGAUUCAUAAAAGUUAGUAACAACAAAUAUGAAAAAUGUCUGUAAUAGUAGUACAGCUGUUCAUAAGAUAAAGUAGGAAGAUCUUGAUUUUAUUAUUAUUUAUAUUACUAUUUUUACAUUGGUCAUUAGUAACAGAUACCAUUUAGUUGUCAGAUUGUCAUGCAGCUUGGGUAUAUUGGGUAUAUGUACUGUAUUGCUUGAAAGUUGUGUUGAUACCUGGCAGUCUGCAUUUUCCUGUGUUUUGGAUGAAAAGUCGAUGAUUUUUACACGUGAUGUUGCAGUGCUCACAUUAUUGCUUUAGGUUGCACAAAUGCUCAUGUGCUUAGGUUUGCUUACUAAGUUUUUUAGCAAAACUAGUAAAAGGAAAUUUUAUAUGUAAAUUUACACACAUUCCACACACUGAUUAUCUGUUGGGAAAAUACUGAGUAUGAUAUAAAGAUGUUUCAGUAUUUUGGUUGUGAUGUCACUUUACAGGAAUGAUGAUUGUGGUCAGUCACAAAACAUUUUGUAAUACUUUUUUGCAAUAAGAAAGCCAGUUUGGAAUGGUAAUAUUUCUGUUGCAUGAAAUGUACAUGCAUAAAACAUUUCAUGACGUCUCUCUCACCUAUGGCUACAUGAAAGUCACAGGUUGAUAAACCAUGAGGUUUCCACUGCAUUUAAAACACAUUAUCAAGGAAUUAUUCAAGAAUUUUUUUUUUUUACAAAUACAGUAGUUGGUCUAGAAAUAAAAACUAGCUAAACUAGUAAUCCUUGGCUAGAUAGGUUAAUAUAUUUGUAGGGAGGUGCUAAAACUAUAGGGGUCAUAGAGUGCCUGGGGAAUGGAAGGCAAUCAGAUUUCAUCCAAGGAAGAUAAAGAUGUACUUCAAAAUCCUUAGAUCAAGAGCCCUUCAUUAUCAAGACCCUGCGCCUCCCCUUGAAGGGCUGGAUGAGUUAACAUGCAGUUGUAUCAACACACUCGCUGGGUAUGCACAAGUGCCUGAAAUAUUAAAAUAUAGCCACUCUAAAUUUUCCACAUACUAAGUUUUUACUUAGCGCUGGCUUUUUUUCCUCUAACAUUUCUCCAUUUGCUCUGGAGAUUCCUUGACUAUAACUCACCCAGUCACAUGAUGGGGAAUAUCUUUAAUAAUUGCUCAAAUACGAAUAGCUACUCAAAUAAUUAGUCACUAAAAAUCUCAAUACCCUUUGCAGCUUUAUCUAUUUAUUCAAAUAAAUGAUUAUUAAUGGAAAUGUUACCUUAAAAUGUUUAACUUUAAAAGACCCUGUUCAUAUGCUUAGUUUAUAUGCAGUACAUCUCAUGUACUGUACAAUAUUUAUUAUAUACAGUAUAUGAUCUUUUUUGUGCCUUCUAACUGUGUUAAGUAUCCCAAGACAUUAUUAGCAAUAAAUUUAUAGCUUCAUUGUGGUUUCCAAACUAUGAUUAUACAGUAAUAAUAAAAUUAUGAUAUACAGCAUUAAAUCAUAAUUUAAUUGCUGGUAUCAACUGUUAUCUUGCAGUUGUUGUUCUUAGGGAGCUCUUUGUACUUAAAUUCAUGGCAGUCAGGGAGUUUCAUUCAAGUAAUCUGCUGUACACAUCUUGAUGUCAUAGUGUGGAUGUCAUUAUGCCAACAAUCAUUUGGUAUAUUAAACAUAUACUGAUAUUGGUAACCUGAGUGAAGGAAUGAAAUGUUUGUAUACUUUAAAAAUAUAUUCUUACUGGGUAAUAACUAUAUAAAUUGCUUGAAAUUUCUGAAUCAAUUGCAUUUCAAAAUAUACAGCAGUGGCCAUAUAUCCACAAGAAUGUGCAGCAGCAGUCAUGAUUUUUUAAAAUUUUACCGACUUUUAUUUUUAGAAAUGUUUAAGCUUUCGAAAAUGUAAUUGAAUAUCAUGUAAUAGCAUUUUAACAUUUGAAAAAGAUUAACUGCUAUUUAAAUAAGCUCACUGUGAAGUCAAAAUAGAGCAGCAAAUAAGCUGUAAUAUUCCCUAUGAUGAACACUGCAUGUAUCCAAAGGUUGUGUUGUAGGUUUAAACUAAUUUUUUACUGCUUUUUUUUUUUUUUUUUACUAUUCUGUCAGUAGAAAUAAAGGUUAGGAUUAACAGUGCUAGAGUAUGUAUAUAAAAUUAGAGGUAAUAUUUCAUUACAGGAGGUUCCCAGCUUACAGAUGAGCUGUGUUCCUGAGUUUCAACUUACUAAUGAUGUGGUUGUAACCCUGAAUUGAUUGUCCUGUAGCAAAUGACAAAAGUAUGGUUAUGUCUCAUACACAUUUGUAACUAAAAAUCAUAAUUCAUAAAAAAUUAUUUUCUCAGCAUUAUAUUUUUGGAUCUUGUUUAUUAAUGGUUCAUUGUAUCUCAGGCAUUCCUAAAUCAGGGGCCUUCUGUUUGGAAAUAAUUAUGUAAGCAUACUUAUAUACAGUCAAAGACACUAGAAAUGAGUUAAAAGUUUUCACUGGUUCUGUAUAUCCAUCUAUGGUGGCUUGGUUUCAGUGGCUUAAAAAAUACCAGAGAUUGUACAAGAAUUUUUAGUGUGAUGCAUCUUUAAUAAAGAAUACCCAGUAUGAAAA
Molecule: messenger RNA, 3248 nt
Organism: Cherax quadricarinatus
Lineage: Eukaryota; Metazoa; Arthropoda; Malacostraca; Decapoda; Parastacidae
Gene: strat
Product: RAB interacting factor STRAT
Biological process (GO): small GTPase-mediated signal transduction; post-Golgi vesicle-mediated transport
Cellular component (GO): membrane; cytosol
Molecular function (GO): zinc ion binding; guanyl-nucleotide exchange factor activity
Source: RefSeq, a predicted model, not a curated record